Molecule: messenger RNA, 1003 nt
Organism: Clonostachys rhizophaga
Lineage: Eukaryota; Fungi; Ascomycota; Sordariomycetes; Hypocreales; Bionectriaceae
Source: the annotation of a GenBank genome assembly
AUGGGUGAUCUGAUUCCCGAUGAAAUAAAAUACCAGAGGCACAUCCCGGUAUUCAGCCACUACAGAGCCACCCGGGAUUCGAAGAGAGUUGCCUUCCUUCAAGUCUUCCCCAACCGGUAGGCCCCUCGCCAUCCACUUGCCUGAGGACGAGACUGACCCUUGUGACUGCAGACGCUUUCGUGAUGGAUGGAAGAAACAUGCUGAUAUUCCAUCAUACGAUAGCCCCCCAAGGGAUCUAGCACGAGACAUAGCUCAGAUACGGGCCCUGCUCGAGGGCACAAUCCUGUCCCCAGAUAGGGCUGCGAACGUGCCCAGCCCUCCCCAGACAGCGAAGCAGUUGAAAGAUGCCUGCUAUGGGUGGGCCGCCACCUAUCGUGUAUUCUCAUACGAGUCUUCGGGGCACGUCAUGACCACGUCCAUCGAAAUCAACCUGUCCAAAUUGGACGUGGCGUUGUGCCUCCGACAAGGCUUAUGCGCAGAUGACAAGGAGUGGGCUUGCUCAUUUCCUCUCUCCAUUAGCCCGGACUUGGACAUGUUUACCGUGCUUCACAACCUUGUCUGUGUGAACAAUGACAAGCUCUUCCAGCAAGUCAUUUCCUUGCACGGGCCAAUCACUCACCGAUGGAAGAGCUGGAGCAAGGUGAAGAGUGAUGGGGACAGGGAACACACGGCAGCUCGAUCUGACAUAUACCGCUACCAGUUUACUUGGAGCCCAGACGGAAAGUAUCUCCUGUUUCAUGAUAUUCAGAUGCAACCAUUGGCCUGGGUUGACGACGGUACUUGUGCCGUUGUCUUCGUUAUCAACAACCGGCCUGAUGGUCGGAAGAAAGUUGGGGUGGCCAACUCCUUCGCUUCGUCUUCGUUCAGCAGUGGGCUUCAAGACUGCGAGUUUCAUCCCACGGAGGAUUUGCUACUUUUUCGAGACGAGCUACAAACGUAUCUCUGGAGGUUUUUGAAAGGUGAGCGUCUUAUGUGCAAAGACUCGGAGUGGCCAUGUUUCUGA